GCCCCGGACACCGGUUAGAAUGACUCAUCAAAUUAAUGUGAGAUGGUUGGUCUAACACAACGUACGUCCAGAGUUGUUAUGCAGUAUACUGUCUGAGUUGUUUACUUUACCAUCCAAGACAGUGACACACAGACACACACAUUUAAACACCAUUUUCACUUUCCAUUCUUUCUGCAAGAAAAACUGAGAAGGAAGAAAAUGGAUAAAGCUCUGACUAAACUUGGUAGCUAUUGGGUCUCCAAGAAAGCUAAAGAAGAGUUUUCCAACAUAACCAACGACCUAUCUUCUCUCUCAAAUACUGUUGAAGACAAGGCAAAACUUUUCAUCAACAAGCUCAAAGGCAAAACUCAGAAAUCUUUACCAGAUCUCCUUAAAGAGCACAACCUUCCUCCGGGUCUGUUUCCGCGUAACAUAACAUGCUACGAGUUUGAUGAAUCAAAAGGAAAGUUGAUAGUGCAUUUGUCCUCCCCUUGUGAGGUAUGCUUCAAGGACUCAUCCAUUGUGAGAUAUUCAAACCGUGUCAAAGGAACAUUGUCAAAGGGGAAACUCAUUGUUGUAGAUGGAAUGAAGACCAAAGUUCUUGUUUGGGUUAAGGUCACUAGUGUUUAUGUUGAGAGUUAUAAAUCUGACAAAGUAUGGUUCACUACCACUGGUGUUAAAAAAUCAAGGUCUAAAGAUGCUUAUGAAAUGCCUCGUGAUGCUGUUAAGGUGGAAGAUUAUUGAUUCCAAUGAAUAUAGGUCAUAGCCUUAUUAAUCAUUAAGCAAUUCAUUAAUUCAAUUUGUUUGUGUAAGCUUAGAGAUGUGAAGCUAUGGUACAAUAUUUAGCAUAUUUGGAAAAUAUGUACAUUUUACAUUGUGACUGGUUUUAAGAAGAGCACUCUAGUCUAUUCUAAGAUUCUAAGUGUUUGCAAGUUCAAUGAAUGUUGCAAUCUAAGUCGUAGUAUUUAAAUAUAGUUGUACACCAUAAACUUGAAAUAUGUGUGUGUGUUUUUUGUUUAA
Molecule: messenger RNA, 999 nt
Organism: Trifolium pratense (red clover)
Lineage: Eukaryota; Viridiplantae; Streptophyta; Magnoliopsida; Fabales; Fabaceae
Exons: 3
Coding region: 199-723 (174 amino acids)
Source: RefSeq, a predicted model, not a curated record